Molecule: messenger RNA, 530 nt
Organism: Neopsephotus bourkii (Bourke's parrot)
Lineage: Eukaryota; Metazoa; Chordata; Aves; Psittaciformes; Psittacidae
Product: histone H2A-IV
Exons: 1
Coding region: 70-459 (129 amino acids)
Cellular component (GO): nucleosome
Molecular function (GO): structural constituent of chromatin; DNA binding; protein heterodimerization activity
Source: RefSeq, a predicted model, not a curated record
AGGGCGCGGUGCGGCGCUGGUUUCAUUUCUGAAACAGGUUUUUGUUUUUGGUUCUGGCGUGUUGUGAAGAUGUCAGGGCGCGGGAAGCAGGGCGGGAAGGCGCGUGCUAAAGCCAAGUCGCGCUCUUCGCGGGCUGGGCUGCAGUUCCCCGUGGGCCGCGUCCAUCGCCUGCUGCGCAAGGGCAACUAUGCGGAGCGGGUGGGCGCCGGCGCCCCGGUGUACCUGGCAGCCGUGCUGGAGUACCUGACUGCUGAGAUCCUGGAGCUGGCGGGCAACGCGGCCCGCGACAACAAGAAGACUCGCAUCAUCCCCCGGCACUUGCAGCUCGCCAUCCGCAACGACGAGGAGCUCAACAAACUGCUGGGCAAGGUGACGAUCGCGCAGGGUGGUGUGCUGCCCAAUAUCCAGGCUGUGCUGCUGCCCAAGAAGACCGACAGCCACAAGGCUAAAGCCAAGUGAUUACCCAAGAGUAACACCCGGGAGUGUUUUUUUCCCCAGAGAAACCCAAAGGCUCUUUUAAGAGCCACCCA